AGAAGAAGAAGAAGGAGAAGAAGAAGAAGAUCAGCAGCAUACACAGAAGGGUCAAAGGUUACUGAUAUGGCCUGUGAUUGACAGCUGUCAUUCAUCAGAUCUGAACCAAUCAAGAGACAGGAAACAACCUUCAUCAUGGAGGAGUGAGAGAGAGGACCAGCGGCCAUGAUGUCUUCCAUCAGAAGCCUGAACCUGCUGCACCUCCUGCUGGGUGUGUUUCUGGUUCAUCCUGAAGGGGGCGUCUGUCUGGAGCUGCUCCCAUCAGCCUCUGAAGUUCUGCUGGUCUCUAACUCCAACUUCACUGUGGUGUGCUCAGGGUGGAGUCAGGUGACAUGGCGUUUACCUGGGGACACUCUGGUAGACGGGGUUGCCGUGGCGACCCGGGGUUCCAGCAGCAUCCUGCAGCUCAGUAACGCCACCUGGAGGAAUUCUGGAAGAUACACCUGUGAGGAGACCUCUUCCCAUCAGAGCAGACACGUGGACGUGUUCAUACCUGGACAAGGUCCAGAUGAAUGGUUUGUCCCGGUGGGUACAGGUGUGGUAAUGAAGGAGGUGGAGGAAGUUACCCUCCCCUGUGUCGUGUCCGACCCCCAGCUCAGCGUCUUGUUGUUGGAACGUCCCAGCAGGACGCCAGUCACUGGGAUGUACGAGCCGGGCCGGGGCUUCACUGGUCGCCUGAACGACACUUCAUACGUGUGCUUGGCUGCCCACGGAGGAGAGGAGAGAGAGUCCCAGGUGUACUACGUCUUCAGCAUUGUAGUGCCUCAGGUGAUGGAGGUGGACCUGUCUGUCUCCAGCAGUGUGUUGAAACAGGGGGAGGUUCUCAUAGUCAACUGUACAGUUCAAGAUUUAGAGAACGUGUAUUUCUCCUGGACCUUCCCCCGCAGACAGGAAGUUGAACCUCUUACGGACUUUCUGCCCAAUCAGAUUCGCUCCUUCGUUAACAUCUCCUCAACAACAGUGGCAGACUCAGGUGUGUAUGAGUGUGAAGUUCAGGAGAGGACACGAGAUCAAAGAGUGACGAAGAAUAUCACAGUCACUGUACUGGAGCGAGGUUAUGUCUACCUGUGGCCGUCAGGUGACACCAGCGUGUCUUCUCUCCUCCACCACACGGUGGCGCUCAAUGUGGAAAUCGAUGCUUACCCGACUCCAACUGUCAUCUGGACCAGAGACAACCAGACUGUUGCCAUGGAAACCACCUCCAUUACAACCACACACCUGACAGGCUGCAGGUAUGAGACCACACUAACGCUGGUUCGAGUCCGGAUGGAUCAGACAGGAAGUUAUACAGCAACUGUUUCCAAUGACGACGCCAUCCAGGAGUUCGUCUUCAACCUCGAGGUCAAAGCACCCCCCAGGAUCACGUCUCUGUCAGAGGUCAGCAGUAAGGCAGUGUUGUGUGUCAGCGAGGGAGCUCCGCCCCCUUCUGUCACUUGGUAUAUAUGUAACAACUCACACAGAUGCAGUAAUGUGACAGGGGGCUGGAAGAGCCUAUCAGCAGCCUCGGAGGGCGUGUCCCUUCAGGAGAACGUCAGUGAGGUGGAAAGAGGAGUCACCCAGGUUCACAGUGAGUUGACUCUACAGGCUCUCACCUCUCUGUCAGCUGUUCGAUGUGAAGCAAAGAACUCGGCAGGACGACGGGUCCGAGACCUGAGAGUCCUGUCGCCCUCUCUCCUGUCUCAGGUUGCUGUAUUAGCAGCAGUUCUGGUUUUGGUCAUCAUCGCUGUCUUCUUCCUCAUCGUUCUCAUCGUCCUCUGGAGAAAGAAGCCUCGGUAUGAAGCUGGUUGGAAGCUGAUCGAGUCUGCGAGUCCUGACGGACAGCGGCACACCUACCGUGACUCCUCCCACCUGCCCUACAACGCUCUCUGGGAAAUACCACGAGAAAACAUUGUACUAGGUCAGGUGUUGGGUUCAGGGGCGUUCGGUCGAGUCGUUGAAGGAAAAGUUUCUGAUUUGAUUGAUUCUAAUUCUACGACAAAAGCAGCUGUGAAGAUGCUCAAGAAAAACAGUGGAGCAGCUCAGUCUUUGAUGUCCGAGUUGAAGCUUCUGGUUCAUCUCGGUCCUCACAUGAACAUUGUCAACCCGCUGGGAGCGUGCACGAGAGGAAGACCUGUCUAUCUGAUCACUGAGUUCUGUCGUCAUGGAGACUUGGUUAACUUCCUGCAGAGAAACAAGCACAACUUCUUGCUAAGUGACCAACACAACAAGAGUGACAGUGAUGGAGGUUAUAUGGACAUGACUAAAGAGAGAGGGAGCGACGCCCACAUCGAACUGGCGCCCGACGAGUCGCCGCACGCAGCACCAGACCAGCAGGAGGCGUCCUCUCUCCUAAGCCUCAAUGACCUCCUGAGCUUCUCUUACCAGAUCUCUCAAGCCAUGGACUUCCUCUCCACCAGAAACUGCGUCCACAGGGACCUGGCGGCUAGGAACGUCCUGGUGUGUGAGGGAAAGCUGGUGAAGGUCUGUGACUUUGGUUUGGCGCGGGACCCGAUGAAGGACCAAGACUACAUCGCCAGAGGAAACAGCUUCCUGCCGCUCAAGUGGAUGUCUCCAGAGAGCAUCUUCCAGAGCAUCUACAGCUGCCAGAGCGACGUGUGGUCCUACGGAGUCUUACUGUGGGAGAUCUUCUCUCUGGGUGCGCGCCCGUACCCCGACCUCCCCGUGAGCCACGAGUUCUGCUCUGCUCUGAAGAGAGGAACCAGGAUGAGCCGACCUGAACACGCUCCGCAGCACAUCUUCCAGCUGAUGACACGUUGCUGGGAGGCGGAGCCUCAGCUUAGACCAUCCUUCUCUUCUCUCAUCGUCUCCAUUGGAAACUUGUUGUCUGAAGAACACAACAAGCGUUACAUCCGGCUCACAGAGGACUUCCUGAAAGAUCCAGCUGUUGUUCGAUCAAGACAGAGUCCAAUCAGAUCGGCUGAGGACCAGGCAGACACACAAGGAAGCCCCGCCCUUCCUGUGAAACGUCACAUGUCAGAAGCGGGGCUGGAGGAGGCGGAGCCGGAGGAGGCGGGCCCCUCCCACGGUACCUACAUCAUCCCCAUCUCUGACAUCACCAUAGAAACAAGUGGCAGCACUGCGCUGGACGCAGACAGCCUCCAUCUCUCAGAUACACCACAACCACAGGAAGUGACAUCAUCAGAGGGUAAACAGGAAGAGGAGGAGAGCUGCCUGUGAGACUUCUGAUGCCUGACAGACAGAGCAGAGGGUUAAAAACCACCUUCUCUCCCAGAUGUUUUACCAGAUGUUCUUUCUGCAUCUGGAACUGUUUCUUUUAUUCUGGAUGUUUGUUCUGCUCAGAUUUGUAUUAUACAACAGUUUGAUCCUCGGCUCUGCUGUCAGUCAAACUGUCUCUGUAGGUGAUUGGUCAUUUGUAGUAAAGCCCGCCCCUUUUAUGUGCAUGCGCUCAUAUCUGGAGGAAAACCUGAGAUCAUUUAAGUAGUUGCUAACGAGCGUCAUGUGACCGUAUAUCCAGACUGUUUGUCGGGUGAAGUCGAGCCGCGUAACGUAAAGUCGUCCUGGAUUUGUAUAACACGCUUCGUAGAACAGGCGCCUGGAGUUCAUCAGGUCCUGGAUCAGAUCUGAACUUGUUGUAUUCUUCAAUUAUCCUGUGUCAAGUUUUCCUAUUAACUAAAUAUUUUAAUUAAACAAGAAGAAACAAA
Molecule: messenger RNA, 3662 nt
Organism: Limanda limanda (common dab)
Lineage: Eukaryota; Metazoa; Chordata; Actinopteri; Pleuronectiformes; Pleuronectidae
Product: platelet-derived growth factor receptor beta-like
Exons: 28
Coding region: 166-3177 (1003 amino acids)
Biological process (GO): cell surface receptor protein tyrosine kinase signaling pathway; positive regulation of smooth muscle cell migration; cell chemotaxis
Cellular component (GO): signaling receptor complex
Molecular function (GO): platelet-derived growth factor beta-receptor activity; platelet-derived growth factor binding; ATP binding
Source: RefSeq, a predicted model, not a curated record